This is a messenger RNA of Neodiprion fabricii, 2147 nucleotides long. Its product is annotated as tetra-peptide repeat homeobox protein 1-like. The transcript is spliced from 4 exons. The record is from RefSeq and is a predicted model, not a curated record. NCBI's taxonomy places the organism in Eukaryota, Metazoa, Arthropoda, Insecta, Hymenoptera, Diprionidae. Bases 310 to 1266 code for a protein of 318 amino acids.
CCGAUAUAGCUUAGCGAUUUCUACCUUGCACCCGCCUAUUGACCGAAAUUCGGAAUGGUGGAAGUCCUGGAUUCUCCAGGAUUCUACUCGGGAAUUUUCGAGCAUUGGAUCCACCGUAUAUAUUUUGGACUCGCAUCUUAACUGACGGACUGACAUCAGAAGAAAAACGUCGUUGUAGUCUGAGGAAUUAUACUCUCGUGAGAAUUACUAGUGCAGCGGGAAAGUUUCCAUUCUCAGUUGCAGCAGCCGUCAGUUAAACUGCGAUUCAUCUCACGCGAAGAACCUCAGCUUGCUAUUAAUCUCAUCGAUAUGUCGAAAAAGCAGCAUGGAGUUUCAUGGAUUGUAACCGCUAUACUGCUGGCAGUUCAGUCCGGGGGAUUCCGGGUUUAUUCAUGGGGCGAAAAGGCGGAUCAAACACCGAUGGGUUUGGGCUACGGGGUGAUACAUUUUAGCAUAUCAGAGGACAUGAACGAUGUUGGAAAAGGGGGAAUAAUUGGAACAGAUCGCAUAGGCCAUGGAGCAGAAGAAGUCAGCAGCGGUAGACACGUAGAAGAGGAUCACGGACGCGGUAAUUUCGAGGGUCGAUUGCUGGGCCAGCACGUCCACGAAGACAACUACCGCGUAAUAACGAUCACAAAAAAGGUGGCCGUGCCGUAUCCCGUGGAAAAAACCGUCCACUAUCCAGUGAUAAAGAAGAUAUUAUACCCAGUCCGAGUACCAGUCGCGCAGCCUUACGCCGUUGAGAAGGAGGUGCCGUAUCCGGUAAAGGUAUAUGUCAAGGUCCCCGUUAAAAUACCGAAGCCGGUGCCGAUCGUCAAGGAGAUACCGUACCCCGUCAAGGUGCCGGUAGACCGGCCGGUUCCUCUGAAGAUUUAUGUGCCCCAGCCUUACCCGGUAGAGAAGAAGAUACGCUACGAUGUCGAGGUCCCGGUACCGCAGCCGAUCCCUAUCGAGAAGAACAUCCCGGUUCCGGUAAAGGUUCUGGAGCAUUACGCGCAGCCCUAUCCGGUCGAAAAGGUCGUUCGCUACCCGGUCGAAGUCAAGGUGGAUAAACCGGUGCCGGUUCACGUCCAGAAGCCCUACCCUGUUCCAGUCCAAAGGCCGGUUCCCUAUUCCAUGGAAAAGCAUGUUCCAUAUCCGGUGAAGGCCCUGGUUGAACACCCGGUUUCGGUACCAGACGAGAAGCCACUUCUGGUGGAUGAGACCAUGGCUCACUGGGUUACUAACGCCUCGGAUGCGCCGGUCAGAGAUCAAGAUAAUCGAUAGCUCGAUCAUAGGGUCGCGAAUUCGGUCGAGUGAUCGGAAAAAGGCGUUGGCAUUGGGAGGCAAUGAUCGUUAGCUCGUUAAGUGAUCGGGUGGAGCUGCUUGUUGGAAUAGAAAUGGGGAUUCAGGAGCGAGGCAUGGCAUAUGGCAUGGCUGACUCAUGGUUGGAAUCACGAGUUUAAAUUCGGCGUAAAAUGUUGCACUGAUCAUCUUCAUUUCAAUGUAGUAGUACAUUGGGUCGACCGAUCGCCUCGUUGUUAUUUAUUUUAUUAUCGUGUUAAUAAAUUAUACUUGCAUCACUGCGCAACGAUGUAUUCAAAAUGGCAAGCGUUGCUGUAGAUUACUCCCGAUCCUAUUUGUAAUAUUUCUGAGAAGUUAGAAUUAUUCACGACAAAGUUAUUUUUAGAGCUCAAAAGUAUAGAAAAAGAAGAAGAGUAAUAGCGAUGGUAAGAAUAUGACAUGUAAAGAUCUUGAUAGCUGACUAACUCUUUUUGUACGUUAUAGUACUUGGCACUAAAUGUCAACCAGUUUGAUUUUCGAAUAAAUUUAGAAUGAACAGAGAUCGAGUGAACGAGAUGCCCAGAUUCACGCGCUGAAUGAUGAAACAGUUUCAUGAAUUAUUGAAUAAUUGUAAAACUGAAAUGAAAAAACGAGAGUGUCAUUCUUCAUUCCUCGAAAUAAACUGCAUCAAGAUUGUUGGCAAAAAAUGAAGCAUAAAUUAUCGAAACUCGUAGUGAGGAGAAGAAACUCAUCUCGCAAUAUAUCUCAAAACAGGCAUUUAACGAGUGAGGUUUCUUACGCAACCAAGGGUGUGGGCUUUGUAAAAAACCUGAAUUAUUCCUCCACUUUAUUUAUACGAGCGAAUCUUUGAUGGCAACGAGUUG